Molecule: messenger RNA, 951 nt
Organism: Hyaloscypha bicolor E
Lineage: Eukaryota; Fungi; Ascomycota; Leotiomycetes; Helotiales; Hyaloscyphaceae
Product: Nitrilase/cyanide hydratase and apolipo protein N acyltransferase
Exons: 1
Coding region: 1-951 (316 amino acids)
Molecular function (GO): hydrolase activity, acting on carbon-nitrogen (but not peptide) bonds, in linear amides
Source: RefSeq, a predicted model, not a curated record
AUGGAGAGCCUCAAGAUCACCACUGCCCAAUUCGAAAACAAGUCUGGGGACAAAGAGUACAACCUCUUCGUCAUCCGACGACUCUCCAAGAAGGCAGCAGAAGAAGGAUCUAAAGUAAUAGCAUUCCAUGAAUGCUGCAUCACAGGCUAUACUUUCGCCCAGCGUCUCUCUCGUGAAGAAUUACUUUCUGUGGCCGAAGCACUUCCCGAGGGACCCAGUGUUCAAGCCCUACAGUCCAUCGCCAAAGAAAACAACAUCACAAUCCUCGCCGGUCUCUUCGAGAAAGAUGCUGAAGGAAAGAUAUAUAAUACAUAUGUCUGUGUCUCCGGCGACGGACUCCUAGCCAGCUACAGGAAACUCCAUCCCUUCAUCAGUAAACACUUGUCUCCUGGAAAUGAAUACGUAAUCUUCGACCUCCACGGCUGGAAAUGCGGGAUCUUGAUAUGCUACGACAACAACGUCGUCGAGAACGUGAGAGCUACAGCGCUCCUGGGAGCACAAAUCAUCUUCAUGCCACACGUGACGAUGUGCACGGUUUCAACUCGGCCAGGAGCAGGAUUCGUGGAUCCCGCAUUAUGGGAGAACAGAAAUGAAGAUCCGACAUCCUUGAGAUUGGAAUUCGAGGGAUUGAAAGGGAAGAAAUGGUUGAUGAAGUGGCUGCUAGCGAGGGCGUAUGAUAAUGCUGUGUAUGUGGUUUUUGCCAAUCCGAUUGGCAUGGAUAACGAUCAGUUGAAGAAUGGAUGCUCGAUGAUCAUCGAUCCGUUUGGAGAUGUGAUUGCUGAGUGUACGAAGUUGGAUGAGGAGAUUGUGACGGCUGUUUGCUCGCCCAUGAAGCUUGGGCACGCGGGUGGGAGUCGCUAUCGUGAUGCCAGGAGGCCGGAGCUGUAUAGAGAGGUUGUUGGGAUGGAGCACAGAUCAGAGUUGAAGGUCAACUGGAUGGAGAAGCCAUAA